AUGACUCUAAUCGGAUUAGGAGAUAUCGUACCAACUAAUCUUGUCUGGUUCAGUGCAUAUUGUGCCUUCUUCUUAAUAUCUGAUGUUCUAUCAAAUCAGAUUUUUUAUUUUUGCCAAGCUCGGAUAAGAUUUUUCUUCCAUUUCAUUGCUCGAAGACUUUUACUCCUCAAAGACGGUGAUGACGAUUUGCUAUCAGAAUCUACAGUAUCCCUUCAGAAUGUUCCAGUAAUCAAUAGUCAAUGUAUGCCGAGUCGUAAUUGUGAUGGAAUGCGAGAGGAACGAAUUGGACAAAGACGAUAA
Molecule: messenger RNA, 300 nt
Organism: Caenorhabditis briggsae
Lineage: Eukaryota; Metazoa; Nematoda; Chromadorea; Rhabditida; Rhabditidae
Exons: 3
Coding region: 1-300 (99 amino acids)
Source: RefSeq, a predicted model, not a curated record